GCUUCAGUACUAAAAUAGCAGUGGUCUCGCCGCGCCCCGCCCGCUUCCAAGAUUCAGCUUCUCAAUCUUGGCGCUGGCCCCCGCCUCUCAGGUUUUUUGACUGACCUAGGAAAGAAAUCGCUCUGAUUGCUCUCUUUCCCUCUCGAUCUCGCUUGUUUCUGUUUUGGGACUCUUCGUUUUCGUCGUACAAGCUACUGACGCGUUUCAUUGCGUGCCAUUCCACGGGGAACUUGGGGCGGGACCUUCUAACUUAUCGACGAAGUCAUCGGCAUCGUUAAUGGCCAAAAAAGCGACGCCAGCUACGACUACAUAUUCUCCGUCUCCUACUAUCCACAAAACCAGGCCACCCAUCUUCAGAAGCGACGAAGCCGACUGGGUUCGUCCGGAUGGCCGAGGCUUCCACCAGUGCCGUCCUGCUUUUUUUAGGACUGGUGCUGUAAAUGCUGCUUCAGGAUCUGCAUAUGCAGAGUUUGGUAAUACCAAGGUCAUUGUUUCUGUAUUUGGCCCUAGAGAAAGUAAGAAAGCAAUGAUGUACAGUGAUAUUGGCCGCCUCAAUUGUAGUGUCAGUUAUACAACAUUUGCCACUCCAGUUCGUGGACAGGGAUCAGAAAACAAAGAGUUCUCCUCAAUGCUACACAAAGCUUUGGAAGGGGCAAUUAUAUUGGAGACAUUCCCCAAGACAACUGUGGAUAUAUUUGCCUUGGUGUUAGAGUCUGGUGGCAGUGAUCUUCCUGUUGUAAUAUCAUGUGCCAGUCUUGCUCUUGCUGAUGCGGGGAUUAUGCUUUAUGAUCUUGUUGCCUCGGUUUCUGUGAGUUGCUUCGGUAAGAACCUCCUUAUUGAUCCUAUGUUGGAAGAGGAAAACUACCAAGAUGGAAGUCUGAUGAUAACUUGUAUGCCAUCUCGUUACGAGGUCACUCAGCUCACUAUCACAGGUGAAUGGUCAACUGCCAAAAUCAACGAGGGUAUGCAGCUUUGCCUUGAUGCUUCGUGUAAGCUUGUGAAGAUCAUGCGAUCAUGCUUGAAGGAAUCUGCCACCAUUUCACAGGAUUAAACACGGUAAUCUUGUUUCUUAAUAGUUUGGUAGAGAAGUCCCCCUUCCCCCUCAAUUUUGAGAAAAUUAAGAAAUUAUACAAAAGUUCUGGAAAAUGGUUAACUUUGGAUUAGAUUGGAAUUUUGAUUGCGCCAGGUGAAAGUAGUAUUCUUUGUUUUUUCUUUUUCUUUUGGGCACUUUAGUGUUGGUCAAGUCAGUGCAGAGGCUACCUGUACUUUAAAAAAGUUGUCUUUGAGAAGGUAAGACAGACCUCAUCUGGUCUCUGGUCUUUGGUCCUUGCGAACACCCUCCCACACGGCUCUUUUCAAAGUCAAAGCUUCGUUAUAUGAUAUAUAUAUUUUUUCUA
Messenger RNA from Momordica charantia (bitter melon), 1397 nucleotides. It is a transcript of the gene RRP41L, whose product is annotated as 3'-5'-exoribonuclease family protein. Lineage: Eukaryota; Viridiplantae; Streptophyta; Magnoliopsida; Cucurbitales; Cucurbitaceae. Gene Ontology annotation, biological process: U4 snRNA 3'-end processing; poly(A)-dependent snoRNA 3'-end processing; rRNA catabolic process. Gene Ontology annotation, cellular component: nucleolus; nuclear exosome (RNase complex); cytoplasmic exosome (RNase complex). Gene Ontology annotation, molecular function: RNA binding. The record is from RefSeq and is a predicted model, not a curated record.